UUGUUGGUGUAUGUUUCUCAAACCGCAACAUGGCGGCUACCAUCGAUUUCAACGAUGUUAGUCUAGGCUACCAAGCCUAUUACACAGGGCUUAAAUGAAGAAGGUCUCUAGGCCUUUAGCCUACUACUACCACCUAGGCCUUCCUACCUACUGUUGGGGCCGGGGGUCCAGUAGUCUAUGUCUAGACAGUUUACCUACUUCACUUGCUUGUUUACGAUUUGAUUCAUUGCUUUUCAAAAUGGCAGAAGAGACUACAGAUAGCAUUGAUGGAGAUAUUGAUAUGGAAAUGGAAGAACCAGCUGACAGUGACCUCAUAUUCAAAGAUGUAAUAGAAUUGACAAGUGAAGCUGGCGACCCAGUCCCUGAUGACCCUCCAGAAAAUUGUGGCUCUGUAUUGCAUCAAGACCAAAAUGAAGUUACAGAUUCAUCCACAGUUACAAAACAGAAUGACUUACCACCAGGCAUUUACGUAAUUGGACCUAACUCGAAGGAUCCAAUUCCCAUAACAACGCAAGGGUCAGCCCUGCCAACUCAGAAGGAACUUGUCAGUGCUGUUUCCAUGGCAAUAUCAUUAUCCGUUAAGCCGCAACAGAGAAAGUUCAACCCUAACCCUGAACCAAUCAAUGUUUAUGCAAAUACCUUUAUUUGUCAUGCUUGUGUGCAUGUUGCAAAGAAUGCCGAAGAACUGAAGGAACACAUAGCUAGUGUUCAUCCAAAAGAGCAGAAAUUUAAGUGUUCGGUGUGUAAUUUUGUCACCUCUCACAGGCACAAAUACAAUAUACACAUGAAACAACACGGGCGUAUGGAUGAGAUUGAUGAGGGUGACAUUUUUUCCUGUGACAAAUGUGACUAUCAGACAAUCUAUCGCAAUGACCUUGGUACCCACAAAAUGAAGCACCAGGGAGAAAAACCGUACAAAUGCCAACACUGUGAUUUUCAAAGUAUAUAUCGACAUAGCUUAAUACACCAUGUGUCAUCAAAACACGACAAAAUUCGGCCAUUUAAAUGCAAGUAUUGUGAUCAUUCAACUGCAAGACGUCAAGAUCUUCUUACGCAUCUCGGAAAACAUGAAGAGGAACGGAGGUUUAAGUGCGACUUAUGUGAUUAUACCACUCCUUAUCGUCCAUGCUUUAGAGCGCAUAUGGAUAGGCAUCUUGGGAACCGACCGUUCAAGUGUGAAUUUGAGUAUUGUGACUUUGCUACAACCACAAAGCAAAAUUUGAAGUCUCAUAUGUUGAAACAUGCAGAAGAUAAGCCAUUUAAAUGUGGGUUUUGCUCUUACGCUGGUACGCAUAAACAACAGCUUCUCAACCACAUGGAACGACAUGAUGCAGCUCCACCAAACCCUGUGAAAAAAGUGUUCAAGUGUUUAUCAUGUGACUAUACAACAUCGCAUAAAUUUUCCUUUAAACGCCAUAGUGAACGGCAUAAUGAAAACAGAACAAAACCAGAAAAAACAUAUGCAUGUCCACAAUGCGACUAUGCAACUGGGUACAAGAGCAGCCUGAAACGGCAUAUGGCAAAGCAUAGCGAUAUUAAGCCGUUCAAAUGUGGCCAUUGUGAAUAUUCGGCAAUCAACAUGACACAGAUGCAUGUGCAUAUUGCUAAACAUACUGGACUGAAACCAUUCAAGUGUGACCAAUGUGAGUACGCCACUGCCAACAAACAACACCUAAGAGCGCACAUGGCCAAGCAUUCGGAUUUGAAGCUUGUUUGUGAUAAAUGUGGUUUCAUGACAGCGUGGAAGCAACGGAUGAGAUUACAUAUGAAGGCGCAUGCAUCUGGUAAAGUUUUUACAUCCAGAGUAAUAAAGAAGGGAUUCCCAAAGGACCUAUCGGUUUCGGAAAUGGAGGUUGACAACCCAAAUAAUGAGGCACUUUCACAGAUUUCAGACGCUAUUGCUGCUUUCCAGUCGGGAAAACAAACUUUUGAAAUACAAAGUCAAGAUGGAGAAACGCAGCAAGUUUAUGUUAUCAAUCAGGGUGAGGCAGAUGUAGAUAAUGAGGGCGCUGUUGUCAUUGUUGGUAACGAUUUCCAUGAAGGAACGGACCAAGUACAUUUGGUAGUUGGAGCUGAGAAUGAGAUGGGAACUACUGUGCAAUAUGUCAUUGAAGAUGGCCUGCAGAUGAUACAGGCCUCCUCCGAGGCAGUAUCCAUUAGCAACCAGGAUGGCACACCUACUACUUUGGAUACUAACGGUGUACCAAUGCAUCCAAGUUUGGUAACAACAGUAAAUGAAGUUGCAGCUGAGGAAACACUGACAGCAGACACCUGAGUUAUAACAUGCCCUCAAUUGGUAGAUUUUGUGGUAACAAAAAUAUUGACCAAUCAGCUUAUAGAGAUCUUAGACCAAGUAUCUGAUUCAUUAAUCUUAACCCCACUUCACAAAUUCAACUUAGUUACCAGCCUUUGCAAGGAAAGCACUUAACAAAAUUCACCCGUUUGCUAAUUUUUUUUAGUGUGAUUAUUGGUUAUAUUUGUUUGAUAAUCUUUGGCCCUCACAACAGAUGAAGAAACGGUUUAGCUGAAAAUUUGAGGAAAUUGAAAUUCACAUGCUUAUCUAAAGCUGCUGGUGAAUGCAUGCCUGUUUUCAUGGGUGUAACUAGUGGUUUUUUGACCCUCGUCAAAAAUGGAAAUAGCGCCGCUUUCCAGCUCGGAAGUUCUUUUUUCUGAAACUUAUAUUAUCUUUGGAAUUUGGAGACUAGUAGUUUUUGUUCAGUUUUAUUUUGGUGCCCCCACUCUUUUUCAGUUCUGAGCUUUGGGCCUUUCCUGCAACCUUGAAGUUGCACCUGCAUGUUUUUAUCGUGAUUCAAGACACACUUUGAUGUUGAAAGAUUAGCCAAUCAGAGCUUGCAUACUAUAUAUGUAAAGUAAUUAUUACCAAGAAAAAAUACUUUUUUUGUCACUGUGAAAAAGCUGAGCUUGGUACUGUGCUAAAGAAUUGAAGUGUGUCCGGCUUUUGAGGUUUAAAUAAAACUUGCAUACCUAUUUAA
Molecule: messenger RNA, 2993 nt
Organism: Anneissia japonica
Lineage: Eukaryota; Metazoa; Echinodermata; Crinoidea; Comatulida; Comatulidae
Product: zinc finger protein 335-like
Exons: 6
Coding region: 95-2275 (726 amino acids)
Biological process (GO): regulation of transcription by RNA polymerase II
Cellular component (GO): nucleus
Molecular function (GO): DNA-binding transcription factor activity, RNA polymerase II-specific; RNA polymerase II transcription regulatory region sequence-specific DNA binding
Source: RefSeq, a predicted model, not a curated record